GGUGUGCAGAAUAUAUAAUUUUAUGUUUUUGUGUAUAUAAGCAGCACAACAGUUUUAAUUGUUUAUUAUUAUGAGGUAAUUCACCUGCUGUAAAAUGAAGGCGAUAAUCUUAUUUUCCUUUUUAAUUAUCGCGAUUGCACAAAUCCAGUGCCAAAAAGAUCGUUGUGGUCCAAAUCAGCAAUUUAUAGAAUGCAAAUCUUGUUGUAAAGAACCAACCUGCCAGCAGAGAUUCCCUCCUAGAUGUGAUAUUUGCCCUGCAAUAUGCCUUCCAGGCUGUACUUGUCUACCAGGAUACAUAAGAAAGUCUGAUAAUGGACCUUGUGUAAAAAGUUGUCAUAUAAUAUAGACAGUAAAUAACAAUAUCGUAUUUGAACCAAAAUGUAUCUUAGUUUGUUUUAUAUUUAUAUGACAGUUAAAGAACUGCUUGUUUAAAAUAAAUUUUAAAUUAAAUUAAAAA
Molecule: messenger RNA, 457 nt
Organism: Diabrotica virgifera virgifera (western corn rootworm)
Lineage: Eukaryota; Metazoa; Arthropoda; Insecta; Coleoptera; Chrysomelidae
Product: venom serine protease inhibitor-like
Exons: 2
Coding region: 95-346 (83 amino acids)
Source: RefSeq, a predicted model, not a curated record